UCUCCCUCUCUCAUCUCGUCUCCACUCGUCUUCUUUGGUUCGUUCUCUCGCAAGAAGGCGAGACUCCGACGAUCAAGCUCCAGCCAUGGGGGUCACCAAGGCGGACGUCGAGGCGGCGCUCACCUCCACCUUCAAUCCUUCUCAUCUCGAAGUCAUUGACACCUCCGGAGGGUGCGGAGCGAGCUUUGAGGUUGAGGUGGUUUCCGAGAAGUUUGAAGGGAAGAGGCUGCUGGAGAGGCACCGGAUGGUGAAUGCUGCGCUGGUUGAGCUGAUGCAGAGCAUCCACGCUCUCUCCAUCAAGAAGGCCCUUGCCCCAUCUCAGCUCCCUCCUCCUGCUGAGCCUGCUGCGGCCUAAGUCUAGUACUUCCGUAUUAUCUCCGUUCAAUCCGUGAUAUAUUAUCUUUUUCCUUUGUUUUUCAUGCUCCUUUUGUGCCUCUGGUUUUAGCUUUAACUUGAUAUGAUUGCACUAGUAUACAAGCAUUACUGCUCUGCGUUGUGAUAGUAAAUGAUGAUAAUAAUAAUAACAAUAAUUGAAGUUUGAAGAUAAUUUAUAGUGAUUUAUGUGGAUU
Messenger RNA from Dioscorea cayenensis subsp. rotundata (Guinea yam), 569 nucleotides. Its product is annotated as protein BOLA2. Gene Ontology annotation, biological process: intracellular iron ion homeostasis. Gene Ontology annotation, cellular component: cytosol; nucleus. NCBI's taxonomy places the organism in Eukaryota, Viridiplantae, Streptophyta, Magnoliopsida, Dioscoreales, Dioscoreaceae. The transcript has 3 exons. The record is from RefSeq and is a predicted model, not a curated record. Bases 86 to 355 code for a protein of 89 amino acids. Gene Ontology annotation, molecular function: 2 iron, 2 sulfur cluster binding.